This is a messenger RNA of Dicentrarchus labrax (European seabass), 3527 nucleotides long. It is a transcript of the gene nkrf, whose product is annotated as NFKB repressing factor. Gene Ontology annotation, cellular component: nucleoplasm; nucleolus. The record is from RefSeq and is a predicted model, not a curated record. The coding region runs from base 424 to 2817 and encodes 797 amino acids. Gene Ontology annotation, molecular function: nucleic acid binding. NCBI's taxonomy places the organism in Eukaryota, Metazoa, Chordata, Actinopteri, Moronidae. The transcript is spliced from 3 exons.
GCGGUGUCAGACGCCAUGAUUUUACUGUAGCUGGAGCAGAAAAUGGAUGCUUCCUGCUAGUUAGUUCAAUGGGUGUCUGUAGCCCGUACCAGGUUUUUGCGCAACGUUUUCAACCAGCGGUCUCGGAAACAUCACUCAAGGGAUAAAAACAACCUACAUGUCGGUUUCCUCUGAGUCUGAUAUAAAACUAUAUGAGCAGGCUGCUGUGGGGGAGCUGGGGGAGCUAGCUGGCUAAUGUUAGCAGUCACCACCGGGUUGCCAGCGUUAGUUAGCUGGCUGGCUAGCUAAAAAGAAGCUAGCACGAUAAUAAUAACCGACUGGUCAAAAAUAAAUGCUCCCUCUCUCGCUCAGCUGAAGGACGUAAGUCGGACCAAAGGCUACACCUUAAGGUAUGGCCUGGAUUUGAUUUGGACGGUGCUGGUGAUGGCAGAAGGGACUUGCAUUGGCGAAAUGCCCUCCUUUGACCCAAGUCCUAGUUCUGAAGCAAAAAAGAGACCUACUUCUUCUGAUGGCAGAGACGAGCCAAUGAGGAAAAUGCCUGUGUCAAAAUUUGGUUCCAGACCUCGAUUUGAGCCUGUACACUUUGUGAGCGGUGGAAGCAGCGGAGGAAGCGGGGCUGAUGAGAAGGAGAACGAUAAGGAGCGACGGAGGAGCGAGUCGUAUGGUACGAGACAGUGGGACUCUGAACACUUCUCUCACAGCAGCAGCAGCAGCAGAGCGCAGGGCUCCUCCUCCCUGAGGCCUGCUUUUGACAGAGUGCCAUCGUACAGUUCUGACUCUUGGGGUUCCCAUAGAGAUAGAGAGCGAGAUAGAGAUCGGGAGAUUUUUUCAGGUAGUACGAGUGGUUUGGGUUAUGGAGGACGCGGGUCCACUUCAAACUUCAUGGCAAAAACACAGCAGGACUACAUAAACAAGUACGAAGCCCACGGCUCUCGAAAUUCAGAUUCCUAUUCUCAGCCCCACAGAUACAAUGGACACUGGGGAGGGAGCAGAUCAGGAGGCUGGGAUUCUGGACGUCAGGGUUUGGGGUUCAGUCAUCAGGAUCGGCCAUCAUCAAGUAGGCCUUUCUGCAGAGUCUACAACAGUCCAGGCAGGAGCAGUCCCACCACUUCUCUGUCGGGCUCCUCAGCGCAGCCUCUAGCUGUGUCUCAGUCAACAUUAGACGAGAAGCAACGGUUGAUCGCCAAUGUAGAGUCUGCGUUGGCUGUUGCCUUUAGGGACCCUAUGUUCAUGACUGGAAGUGAUUCGCCAAACUAUAAUUUCAUGUUGAGCCGCAGCAUUCAGGCCUGCAAGACUAAUCCUGAGUAUAUUUAUGUCAACCUGAAGGAUAUUCCUCAGGCUGACCUACCAAAGAACAGGAAAGUACCAACAGACGGUUAUGCCUGUGAACUGAGAUGUCAGGGUGUCUAUCUUGCUACUGGAUACUCUGGGAGUAAAAACGGAGCGAGGGACCGGGCAUCUGAGCAGGCUGUGAAACUCUUCCUGAAACCAGUUGAGGUUCGCGUGGUGCAGCGCAAAUACAGACACUCAAUAGUCAAUGACAUAGUUGUGUGCCAGAUGCACAGCCCGACCCCGGCCUUUUUACCUGCACUCCGCAACCCAGAGGAUAAACCGACACCCAGCUCUAAGGGCCAAUAUGAGCCUGACACACGGAAGCACUGGACAGAAUUUGUGGUGAUGGACAAUGCUCACGACGCCAUCUGCAUACUCAACAAUUCUGCGGCUUUUAAUCGUAUGAAGAUAGACUAUAAGUUCGACCUGCUCCCCAACAGCAGCGCUUGGCUGUGCAGCGUUUUCCUGCAGGACGAGCUGGUGGCGCAGGCAACGGGCACUAAAAAGAGCUCAAAGCACGCAGCGGCCGAAGAGGCAGUGAGAAAACUUCGCAUGAACCAGGCACAGCGACAACAACAGCAGCAGCAGCAGCAGCAGCAACAGCAACUGCAGCAGCAGCAUCAGCAGCAGCAGCAGCAGCAACAGUCACAAUACUCCCGAGGAAACAAUCAGUCGGAUUGUGGUGGACGCUUUGGGCAACAGGUCGGCAAAAAGAAGCAUCUGAGUGAGCUGGUUAUCCUGGAAAACUCUGACAACGCAAUCUGUAUCAUCAAUGACACAGCUCAGUUUAAUAAAGUGACUGCUGACUACAAGUUCACAGUUCUACCUGAUCACCGCUGGAGGUGUGAAGUUUACUUGGAAGGACAGUUCGUGGCAGCAGGAAUUGGGCCCAAGAAAAUAGUGAAGCACAUUGCAGCAAAGGAGGCCUUAGCCACCUUGAGACAAACGCAGGCCGUGGUUAAAUCCAACCUAAGGAAGGAGGGUCACAGCGACGCCAUAUCCCGAUCCCAGAUCCUGGCCCGCUCUGGUGAAGAGGCCACAAGGCAGGAGAUCAAGGAAGACAACAUCGGAAACCAGCUGCUCCGCAAGAUGGGCUGGAAGGGGGGUGGCCUGGGCCGAGAUGGGGAAGGCAUCGCAGAACCAAUCAGAGUGAAGGAGCAGUUCUCCAGAGAGGGUUUGGGUAUGGACACGGACAAAACUGGAAACCAGCUCAGCAAGCGUGACAUCGAGGACAUCAUUCGCAACUAUGCCAGUUCAGACCGCCAGGACGAUCUCCGGUUCUCCACUGACCUCACCAACGACGAGCGCAAGCAGAUCCAUCAGAUAUCUCAGAAAUACGGCCUACGAAGCAAGUCGUACGGACAGGGACGGCAACGGUUUCUAGUUGUCAGUCGCAAAGUACACAAAGACCAGCUCAUUGGUCAGCUCUUACAGGAAGGACAGGUGGGACGAUAUGAGCUUGUGAAACCUCAGCCAUCUCACUAAUUUGCAUGCAGAGCAAAGCGGGGAAACAAACAGACAAACCGUCAUCGGCUUGAACAAAUCCCACUCAAGUGUAACUGCUGUUUAUACUUGUGUGAUACAUUUACAACACACGUUAAUAAAUGGGAAUCCUUCAGAUAUCACCUGUGGUUUCUGCAUUCCUUGCCAUGAAAUGUACUUUAGCUUUAGGAUGAGUAAUUGAAUUUGUAUUUUCUUUGUCUCCUGCCAUUCCACAUAUCCUCUAUUUGUUUCACUUUUGCACAAGCUUGUGUUCAGUGCUUUAUGGGAUCAUGUCCUGACGAUGCUCCAGUUAUUUCAUUAUUUAAUAAAAUGGCUUUACAAGGUUUUUGUCACCAAAAUUCAGUUUUUGUUAUGUGGCUCCAUAAGGAACCUGGCAGAAUAUGCAGCUUUUCACUGCUUUUUCUGUGAACAUUGUAGAAAGUUGACUGUCAGAGGACUAGAGAGGCAUUAACAUCAAAACUGUAGCUAGGUGUACCUGUCUCACUGUAGUGACACAUCUCUAUUCAGCAAUACUGUUGUUUGCCCUUCUAACACCCAGAGACCAUUCUACAAGUACAAACUGCAUCAUGAUCAGAAAAUCAAAGCUGUGAUCUUUGUUAAAUGUCAGUUGUGUUGGUUUGUGAGUACAGUUAACUUGUCUGCUUGUUUUCACAGCUGUAAUAACUGAAUAAAUUAAAACUGAUAACCAUCAA